UCGGAGAGACUGAGAGCCUUCUUUCUGUUUUGCUGUCUGCCAGUGCCCCAGCGGAGACACAGAAACACCUAAGAGGAAAAAGUGUGUGCAUUAGCACUAAACUAUAUCACUCGUGAGGGUGACAGCCCUUCCAGGGACCUGAGGAAGCUUCAGGGAGAAGACAUGCUUGUCCUCUGAGCUGAGAAGGCAGGACAAAGCAGGUCUGUGAGCUGAAAACCAAACCUCGGUGCUGGUUACAAUGGCGAGUACUUCUGCUUCUCUGCAAGGAGAGUCUCCACUGAGAAUUGUCCUUGUUGGUAAAACUGGGAAUGGGAAGAGUGCCACUGGAAACACCAUCCUCGGCAGGAAUCAGUUUAAGUCCAGACUUCAGCCAUGUACGGUAACCAUGAGAUGUGAAAAAGCACAGGCAGAGUUUGAAGGGAGGCACAUCAUAGUUGUUGAUACUCCUGGGCUUUUUGACCCUGACAGAGACAAUAAAGAUACUGCCAAUGAAAUUGGAAAAUGCGUGAAACUCCUCUCACCUGGGAUUCAUGCCAUUAUUUUUGUUAUGCAGCUAAAUCGUUUCACCCAGGAGGAAAAGGCGGCAGCUAAGAUUAUACAAGACACUUUCCACCUUGUUGCAAAGAAUUACAUGAUCUUCUUAUUCACUCAUAAAGAGCAACUAGAAGAAUCGCUACAAGAUUUCUUAAAGAUGAGUGGUCAAGAGUUUAAAACUCUGGCUGAAAAUCGUGAGAACCGGUACAUUGCCUUUAACAAUAAAGCAGAAGGAACAGAGAAGAAAGAUCAGGUUUCUGAGCUGAUUAAGAUGAUUGACGAUGUUGUGAAGGCAAACGGCACAACACCGUGUUACACUGAACCUAUGUAUGGAAAGGAGAAGUCCUUUUGGAAAGAAUGGUGUAACAUCCUGUAGGUGAUGAGGUGCUGGAUCAGAGGGUUUUGCUUCUCUGUUGCAGCUUGACCAUUUUGCAAUGGGUUUUGCAGCAUCCACUUUCUGGCAUCUCCCUGUUUUCAUGUGUACAAAGUUGUACAAAUUGGUGCUGCCAUAAUAAAAACCACGUUUCCAUGGUUUCUUUUCCCCA
Alligator sinensis (Chinese alligator) is the source of this 1079-nucleotide messenger RNA. Its product is annotated as GTPase IMAP family member 4-like. Gene Ontology annotation, molecular function: GTP binding. The record is from RefSeq and is a predicted model, not a curated record. The coding region runs from base 239 to 910 and encodes 223 amino acids. Lineage: Eukaryota; Metazoa; Chordata; Crocodylia; Alligatoridae. The transcript is spliced from 3 exons.